This is a messenger RNA of Bactrocera latifrons, 2999 nucleotides long. It is a transcript of the gene tsl, whose product is annotated as torso-like protein. Bases 1330 to 2391 code for a protein of 353 amino acids. The transcript is spliced from 4 exons. Lineage: Eukaryota; Metazoa; Arthropoda; Insecta; Diptera; Tephritidae. The record is from RefSeq and is a predicted model, not a curated record.
GGUUCAACAUAAAAAAAAAACUUGUGAUGCUUUUUGUGGUAUUAAAUUUUUUUUUUUGUUUUUGUCAUAGCAAUGUUGCACGUGUGUUAAAUAGUGGCAAGUUGUGAAAUUUUCGAAAUAUAAAGGACUUUAUUUGGUACUUUGUUAAGUUUACUCAGAGCAAUUGUUAAAUGUUUUAUUUAUUUCAAAACGCUUAUGUAAAGUAAAAUAUUUAUACAUGUGUACACACACACAUACACAAGUACUUGUUAAAUUAAUUUAAUGUAACUUUUAAUUAUAGUACUUCUUAAAAUGAACUAUUUGCAAUUAAGUGAAAGAGAACUUGCAAAGUAUACUGCAUAUAAUUAAUGAUUAAAAUUUUACGAGCGGGUACACAAACACAAUAAACUAAAAGUAUUAUUGAAAAGUAUUCAACCGAUGCAAUUAAGAGUGUUUCAAAAUAAGAGUCACAAAAAGCAAAUUAAGUAAAUUUUAAAUGAAAAUCAUGCAGUUGUAAACAAUGAAAGUAAAACACAAAGUAAACAAGUAAAAAGAGUUAUAAACAAAGAACAACAACCAAAUAAUAUUUGCACUUUUUAACAAAAUAAUACAAAAUGCAUAAUAAACAAAGUAAACGUUGCAGAGAAAAAGUUUACGAGCAAGCAAGUUUGCUGAGCUUUAACUCUGCAGCACAAGUCAGUCUAAUGCAACGUGAAGAGCAGUGAAGUAAGCACAAAAACAAAAAAACAAAUAACGAUACAAUUAAAGCAUUCAUACACACAUCUACACAUAUAAGAAUUAAAUGAAAUAAAAAAGCACAUGAAAAAUAGUUAAUAAAUAAAAAGCGGUAAAGAAGRGAAUCAUAGUAAUAAUUUUAGUAAAGUUACUGUCAACCGAAUACUAAAAACAAAAAAAGGAAAAAUAAAAAURUAAAUGAAAAACAGUAAAUUGUAAACCAAUUAAAAAAUAUUCGAAACGCGGACACACAGGUAUGCAAUGAAAAGAUAAUCGUACAAGUAUAUUACGUACAUAUGUACAUGCAUUAAAUAUUUGAGAACCGUUACAUGGAAUCGUUAAGAACGUUGAGAGAAAUGGUAAUAAUUUGAUUACAAAUAACUCAGGUUGAAUUAUUUCAAAAUGUGAAAGCAGACAACUGUAAAUGUAUUGAAUUUUUUCCAAUAAACUAACUAAGAGAAUCUAACACAAAGCCCCACCAGCAGCAUGUAAACCCUUCUAUUAAGGCAACACAAAUGAAGAUCAUCACGGCAUCACGUCACUGCAUAUAUUUACUUCGUUUGUCCAGCACAUACAUUUGAGACGUUUCUAUGUAAACGUUACGCCACAUGAGCGAUGAACCUGGGUAAUGGUCUGUUCUGGCUGGUGGCACUUAUUUUCGUAGCCUGCAAUCUGUCCUUCGGCGGUACUCGUGAGUCUCAGCUGCGCAUCGGUAAGGCCAUCAACAUCUUCGUGCGCUAUGGCUAUCUGGGAAUAUCGAUGCGUGUCAUACCAUACAACGACAGCUACGAGACGGACAAAUGGCUAUUCAAGGAGCCGACAAAGUCAAUUUAUAAGGAUUUAAAUGCAUUGAGUGAAAGUCGUGAGGAGAAUGCGCCGGGCAUCUUUCAUGGUGACUUUCAUAUGGAGUUUUGCGAUAAUCGACGACAGCUCUAUCAGGCUUACUUCAGAGACUUUACGGUCGAGCGGCUGGAUAAACCGUGGGAGGCUUUCACCGGUGGCUGGUUCGCCGAGAAUGCCGCCAAAAAGCUGGGCAUCAACACGUCAUACAUAAUGGGCGAAUAUUCGUAUGUGUUGGUGCGCGUAGUGCGUUUCCGUGAAGUGGGCAAGUUCAAGGGCGACAUACCGCUCAAUCAGACGCUGGAAAAUGACGUGCAUGAGCGUAUCGGUGGCAUAACGGCGGGUAAUGUGACCGGCGCCAUCGAGUUUAUGGAAUCGUACGGCACACACUACAUCAACUCCUACACGACGGGCAAUUCGUUGUACCAGGUAUUUGUCUACUCGCGAAAAAACUACCAGCUGAUCAGAGAUCGCAUUAAAACGAAAGGACUGAACAGUCUUUCGAAGAAGGACCUAUACGAUUUCUUUGCGCCAUGGCACGCCGUGCACCUGGGGCAAAUACGCUCGGCGAGCGCCAAUGCGACGGUGGAGCGCUGGGCGCGACGCAAACUGCAAUACGAGUACUAUGUGGUGAAGUAUGUGACAUUGCUCAAGUUGCACGGCAAUGCCACGCUACUCAAGGCAUUGGAUAGCCUCUUAGGCAACGAUGCAAUUCUGCAACUAGAUCUGAAAUCAUUGAACGUCAUAUUUAGGGAUGAGCCUGAGAAGCAAAACUGGUUCAACGAAGUGCUCGACAAUCAGAUGAAACUGUGGGAAGUCAACAUGCCCAUGAACUGAUCCAACAAGUAACAAGAAGUAGUUAUAUACGUAAGAAUGGCUGGUUGGGCGGUUUAUGUGGGCCGUUAAUGUUCCUAAGUAGCUAGCGACUAUUCGCGUUGUUGCCAUGACUUUGCGCAGCCUUAAGCCACACAUGUACAUAUGUAUGUGUGUGUUGAAUUCAAUGUAAAAGUGCCUGGGUCGCGUUGAAUUUAAACAAAAAUAUGAAACGUUGUUGUUGUUGUCCUCGGAGGCUGCAAUAACGCUUUUUCGAUGCCUGUGAUAGUUUUAGUUGAUUUUAUUGUUGUAAAUUAAGUGAGUGCUAAUUUAAGUCAUAACAAAUAGAAGUACAUAUUUUCAUGUACAUAUAUAGUAUAUGAAUAUAGUAUAUGGAUACUUGUGUAUGUAUGUAUGUACAAAGAGUUAGGGUUGGAUAUGUUUAGGAAAAUAUGUUGUACAGUGGUAAUAGAGCGGUCGGACUUAAGCUAGUUUGGGGAGUAUAUCAUAUAAGAAAUCGAAUAACGGAAUAGUUAGUGUAAGCAAUAUUAUUAAGUUAAAAGUUGAUGUAAAUAAAGCAAUCGUUGGUUAAAAAGAUGAAAAAAAGAAUAAUAAAUGAAAUGUUGUAUGUA